Molecule: messenger RNA, 5290 nt
Organism: Zeugodacus cucurbitae (melon fly)
Lineage: Eukaryota; Metazoa; Arthropoda; Insecta; Diptera; Tephritidae
Gene: Rnb
Exons: 9
Coding region: 153-3212 (1019 amino acids)
Biological process (GO): anatomical structure morphogenesis
Cellular component (GO): cytosol
Molecular function (GO): protein binding
Source: RefSeq, a predicted model, not a curated record
CUGUUGUCUGUUUAUCUCUAUAUUCGUGUUUGAUGGAUUUGUUCUGCGAAACUUUGCAAUAUGUGAUUUUUGUUUUGUAAAAUACAUAUAACAUUGGAGAUUACAAACGUUUGAAAUACUAUAUCCCAGCAAAUAUUUGAAUUAGUAGAUAAAUGAAUCGAGAACUAGUUGAAAACAUAUUGACCGUGCUUAAAACUUCCACGGACAAGAAUGUAGUAAUCAAGGGUCUUGUAAAACUACGUACAGAUGUAGUUAAGGAUCGUGACGGUAUUGUACUUUUCCGGCUAGCUGGUGGUGUUCCACCUAUGGUACGAUUUUUAAAUAAACCACAUGAGAAAAUUCUGGAAGUAGCCUUGAGUGUACUUGGAAACUGUUGUACCGAUGAAGAAAGUUGUAAAGAAGCUCUUCAUUGCAAGGUAGCUUUUCCGCUCACCACUAUUUUAAAAUCAAUUCCGAACCCUGUUAUACAAUGCCGUGCUUGCCGUUUACUAGGAAAUCUCGCAAAAGGAUUUUCAAGUCAAUUGCUAACGGCACACUGCCCUGCCAUUGCUCAAGCAGUUUGCCAAAUCAUUAAAGAAACGAGCGAUGUGAAUACACGUCUUAUGGCUUUUCGUGCUUGUCGGUUCCUAUUGCCAAGUCAACAAUUCGCACAGCAUUUCCUUGCAGCGAAUGGUUUCAUAACAACGUUACGUAUUUUAACAGCUGUCAUGAAAACAGAUCAUCCUGCUACAGCACAAGAUGAAUUGCUAAAUGCUAAAGGUGACAAUAUUGUUGUUGUGGGUUUAAAAAACAGCCAACAUCGUGAAAAGUAUUUUGAAGAGGUAGCGCGUAAUUUAGAAGGUGUACGUAGUGACAUAUUCGACCAUGAAAUGUUGAAAAACCAACCGCGCGCUUUGGGUGACUACUCAAUGCCUGAGGAAAGAGCUGCUUUGGACUUAGCUGGCGAAAUAUUUAAAUGCUUGUUAGUUUUGGCAGAGUUAUCCAUUGGUCCCUCUGCGUGGAAGGCUUUAAACAGCAGUGGAUGUACUUUUGCCCCUAUAACAUUUUUUAUUACUGAAGAAAAUCCCCAGCGGGGAAUGGCUUUGAAAAUUAUAUCAAAUUUCUCAAAGCAAUGGGAUGCAUUUCAUAUGCUAAGCUCAGCAGAUUCGGUUGUUGCUGCCUGCGAGCUGCUUGUUGCCCAAAACAUGACAAGACCUUUAACUGAGAGUGAAAAACGACAUUGUAUUCAUAUUAUCUGUAUGCUCUCCCCAGAUGCUUGCAAUCGCUCCAAGAUACGUCGUUCCGGUGCUUUGCGAAAACUCAUUGCAAUGGUGCGCGAUUCACAGUCGAAUACGGAAAAGUCUCAGAUUUUAUAUUUACUGAACAAUUUUCAAUACGAUAAUAUGAGUAUGGACCUAAUGCUCAGAGAAGGUCUGGUGCCAGUCAUUAUAGGCGAACUGAACACUUUCUUAACCAGCGACGACGAAUAUCACAAGAAAAAACGUGAAGAAAAGCAACAAAGUUCGAAGAAACGAAAACUACCUAAGGAAGAAAGCAGAGAAACAAAGAACAAGCUGAUUAAGGUUCAGGACAAGGCAUUCCUGAUUGAUUGUGAGUCGCCCAGUAGUUCACCACGUUCAUAUAAUGCACCUUCCAGCCCAUGUAGCUCUCGAAGCAUGUCGCCAGUUGGUAACAAUUUAUUUAAAUCUGAAGAAGAUGCAUCCGACGACGAAACAUAUUCACCUGUUUGUAGUGACGAGGAAGAUGACGAAGAGCCGAUGCCGGCUGAAAUAAAUAACGAGAUUAUGCCAUUGAAUGUUGUAACUGUCGAUAACCCUAAUUUCCCGAUAAAUCACAAUAGCACUGCAGAUAAUUCGGAAAUUAUGAGACUCCUAGACAUUGCCAGCCAAAUAAAUGAAACAAUCGAAGACAACAUGCUUGAUAAAGAAGAAGACGACGAACAGAGUCAAGAUGUACUAUAUCAGAAACUCCCAGAAUUGGGAAACAUGCCUCGAAGUACCUUGGACCAUUUGGAAAAUCUACUCUUUCGCGUUACACUGCUCGUCAACAAGAGGGGCGAGUUGGGAAAAUCGGAAACUAUGAACACGCUUAUAAAAGCCAUCAAUGUUUUUGGCGCAAACAAUAAUUUCGCUAGUUCCUUAACAAAUAUCUUGCAGGAAAGUCAGUUCUUCGCUCAAGUUAUACGAAGUGGCAUAGCGCACCAACUUUACCAAUUGACGAAAAGUGAAGAGGUUAACAAGGACGGAUUGGGAUUUUUGGUGACCCUAACAUGUGUUGGCGAAUCCAAUUAUGGGAAAGCGGAACUGGCGCGCUUUUUACGCAGUGAUGAUGAGGAUGCUCAGAAACGAGCAGCCAUCACCGUUGCAUACAUUAUUAGAAGUCAACGCCUACUGUAUCAGUUCCUAAACGAUGGCAAUGCACUUAGUCUGUUGUUACAAAUUAUUUUAAAUGCCAAAAGUGAUGAGUUCACUGCCGAAGCAGCUGAUGCAUUAACCGCCAUGGCAAGAUAUACUCUCGGCAUUUCAGUGCCUCGCAUUAAUGAAGCUGAGCGUGUCAACGAGAGAUAUGAAGAGUUCGUCAAUAACGAAACGGAGCCCUUACACAGUGAUUGUGAUAUGCGGUUUGUGGUGCACAUGAAUAACUCCAAGUCAGAGGCUGUUAAAGAAGACAAACCCGUGGCAACUGUUGAUGAAGUUGAGCGGGUAGUCGAAUUUAAUAAGGAGCUACUAUGUAAUACCAGCGAAGUAUUCAAUACUAUGUUGAAUAGUGAUUUCAGAGAACGAAAUGAAGGCGAAAUUCAUUUACGCACAUGCUCUGUGAGCGGUUUGCGCUACUUCCUCAACUUAAUUGUGCGACGGUCGAAAAAUUUAAAGUACAAUAUACCGUGCAAAGAAAAUUAUAAUGCCAUCCUUGAAGCUUUCGAAAUGGCACGUGUCUACAUAAUAACCGAAAUGGAAACAUUCUUGCAACAGAUGUUGGUGGGAUUGCUGGAUGACACGAAUUGUCUAAACGUACUGGAAUGGUCACUUCGCAACUACCAUGCCGAAUUGACCGAGACCGUUAUAAACUAUUAUUUGUGCUCAUCUCUGACCACAGAAGCCAAAGUUAAGUUAUUCCACACCGCCGAUUACUCAGAAUUCUCCACCGAGUGGUUUCAAAUGAUUAUCGACACAAUUUUAACACGCUGCCGAAAUGGAUUUGAAUGGAAGUAAUAUUUUUGUUGCACAAAUUAGUUUAAUUUAACUAUAACGUUUAAAUUGAUCUUUCAAUUUUCAUCACGGGUACUUGAGUCAAGAAAAUACAAUCCUAAUUAUCCAAUAAGACAAAGAAAUGUUGUAAAUGAUCAAUCGUAUAGAUAUUCAAAUGUUCAAAACACUUAUCCUUUAAUUAAAAUGAAUUGAAACAUAUUCAUUAUGCCUGGUAUAUAUAUGUAAGCAAGUGUAUGGAUUUGAAACUGGAUAUAUAUUCUGUGCAUUUUGAGACGCCCGAAAUGUAAAUUAAUAUUUAUUUCCAAUAUUCAUGUUGUAUAAUAAAUCAAAUAGGAGGAAACCCGCGCCUGAAUUAAAAUAUGUAAAUUCUUAGACAUUCUAACAAUUCUAACACAUAUCAGUACGCGCAGAUCGUCCGGUAGAGGUUGUUACUAAUAGAGAUUUGAAUACCCUUCUAUUUUAUAUGAAGUGCGAAAUCCACAUACACACAUGUAUUGACAAAAACCAUGCUCAGAGAAAUGUUUAGGUAAUAUCCUUUAAUAAAAAAUGUAUUUUAUGUACAAAGAAAACUCAAUAUUCGAUUUCAUUAACCAAGUUAUUAUAAUACUCAAUAAAUCAUAUACAUUGGAAGUGUUGAAAGUAGACUUGCACUUACUAUUUUGGGACGCCAGUGUUUUCUUAUUCUGUUGCAAUGAUAUAUAAAAAUUAAUUUACCUAAAAUACUUUAUUUUACAUUAGAAAUGAGUUGUACAUAUAUUGCAAUUUAAAACGUUGAAACGAAUGCCGACGUUUAGCGCGUAUAAUGUAAUGGAAACAGCGAUAAUUCCAUACAAAUAGUUAAGGUUAACUUCACUUUCUUCUGUUUGGCGAAAUUUGUAGCUGAAAAUGGUUUUCCUUUUAGUACGACGGCAAAGAUUUCGUUUUUUAAUUUUAAUUUAUUUUUCUUGAAAAUUGUUUUACUUAAUGUAUAACCCUUUUGAAUUAUAUAUCGCAUUUUUUAUCAUAUAUGUAUAAUUGUGUGUAGUAUUAUAGUAAUAUUUAUAUUUUAAUGUAUAUUUAAAUUAUGUUUAGUUGCAAAUCUAUGCAAAUAUAUUUAUUUCUUUUUUUUUAAUAUUUUCGCUUUUUGUUCUAAACCAAUUGUAUCUUUGUUCACGUCUGUCAUUUGUUGAUUGGUAUUAUAACAACGAUCGCGUUAUGAAUAUUUAUAUAUAUAUGUAUGUAUUUUUAUUUACGCUCAUUUCAAUACAAUCCAUCUGCUAAAGCCAGCAAAAUUACAUUAGCAUUGACAGUUAUCAGUGUUACCAUUGCGAUUGUUACGAUCUGUGUUAAGGCGGAUUUGAUCAGGAAACUCAUUGUAUAGUUCAACCUGUAACAGUUUACAUUUAAUAUUCAGAUUAGUAAAACAUUAAUAAGUGACUUAUGUUUCUCAUGUUUACCUCGGCUUCCUGAGCAAGCGCAUUUCUGGCAAUUGUCUGGAAUGCCAAUUCUACAUUAGUGCCAUCCUUCGCUGAUGUUUCAAAAUAUGGCAUAUCAUUUUUAGAUUGACACCAUUGUUGAGCUCGACGAGUAGAUACCUAACAAUACAAAGAACAAUUGUUUGAUUAUAUCACUUUUAUGUUCUUAGUAUUUAUUGAAUUCAAAGUUUACCUGUCGAUUAUCCAUGUCAACUUUAUUGCCAAGCACCACGAAUGGAAAAUGAUCCGGGUCUCUUGGACUAGCCUGUAUCAAAAACUCAUCACGCCAUGAAUCUAGAUUUUUGAAUGAGUUUGGUGAAGUGACGUCGUAUACAAGUACGCAACAGUCAGCGCCACGAUAAAAAGCCACACCCAGAGAUUGAAAACGUUCUUGUCCAGCAGUAUCCCAAAUCUAAGGAUGCAAAUACUAUUACUUCCGACAAUGAACUAAAUGAUUUUUAAUAAAUACACAUACUUGCAUUGUGACUACUCGGUCGUCGGCUAUGACUUCCUUUGUACAGAAAUCAGCUCCGAUCGUUGCUUUGUACUGAUUAGAGAAUCGUUUAUUUAUAUAUUGAUUCAUGAGUGACGUCUUUCCGACGCUACUAUCUCCUAGAAUGAUCACUU